Messenger RNA from Plasmodium gallinaceum, 1068 nucleotides. Its product is annotated as conserved Plasmodium protein, unknown function. Bases 1 to 1068 code for a protein of 355 amino acids. The record is from RefSeq and is a predicted model, not a curated record. The transcript has a single exon. NCBI's taxonomy places the organism in Eukaryota, Apicomplexa, Aconoidasida, Haemosporida, Plasmodiidae.
AUGGGAUUCUUAGUAAAAAAUGAGAAGGUCAUUAAUGAAAACAGUGAAGGAAUAAAUAAUGAAAAUAAAAUAAAUGAGAAAUAUUUGGAUAGCAAUGGAAAAAAAAAUUUUCUUUAUACCUUUUAUGAUAUAAAUAAAAAAGAAAAUGAUAACAAUAUCUAUACAUGUAAAAAUUUAAGUAGUAGCAAUAUUUUAACUAAUCAAAUAAAUAAUAUAAAUAGCAGAAAUAAUAAUUAUAGUUCAGAAGGAUACAUAGAUAAUUUAAAUAAUAUGAAUAAUGAAGAAUUAUUGACAAAUAAAAUUAAUUUUAAUGAUAACAAAAACAAUUCAUGUAUAAAUGAAAAUAAUUUAUAUAAUGGAAAUGAUAAUUCAUUCAUAAAUAAUAAUAAUUUAAAUAAAUCAAAUAAUUUUUUUUUAAAUGUAAAAAAUGAUUCAUUAAUGAACGAUGUUUUAAAUAAUUCAAACUGUUCAUAUUUAAAUGAAAGAAAUUCAAAUAAAAUAAAUAAUGAAGAUGUUUUAAAUGAUAAUAACUUAAAGGAAGUUUGUCAGAAUUCAUUUAUAAAUGAAAAAAAAUUAGAUAAAAUAAAUAAAGAAAAUAGUAUAGAUAAAAUUAAAAAUAUACAAAGAUUAUAUAAUAAUUCACAUAAAGUAAGUAAUGGUUAUUUUAAUUCGAAUAAAAAUAAUUUGAUUAAAUUAAAUAGUUCAUAUAUAAAUGAACAAAAUUUAAUAAAUGAAGAUAUUGACUUAAAUAAAAAUUGUGUGAAACAAUUUAAUAAUAGUGCUACAAAAAAAGACAUUAUUAAAAGUGAUUUUGAUCAAAGUAAUGAAUAUAAUUUUUUAGAAAUAAACAAUGAAGAGCAAAACGAGGUUAUAAAAAAAAAAAUAAAAAAAAAAAUAAACGAAAACGAUUAUUUAUUUCAUGCUAUUAAUGAACUUUUGGAAGUUGGAUUAAAAAAUGAGUGUAUACCAUUAUUUGAAAGACUUCAGCAAAAUCUCUUUUUUUUAGUAAUGCUUGCAAAUAUUCCGAAUGAAAAGUUUGAUGAUAUAGAAGGUAGUUCUGAUUAUUAA